This is a messenger RNA of Echinops telfairi (small Madagascar hedgehog), 1321 nucleotides long. RefSeq names its product phosphopantothenoylcysteine decarboxylase (gene PPCDC). The coding region runs from base 76 to 909 and encodes 277 amino acids. Gene Ontology annotation, cellular component: phosphopantothenoylcysteine decarboxylase complex. Gene Ontology annotation, molecular function: FMN binding; phosphopantothenoylcysteine decarboxylase activity. Lineage: Eukaryota; Metazoa; Chordata; Mammalia; Afrosoricida; Tenrecidae. Gene Ontology annotation, biological process: coenzyme A biosynthetic process. The record is from RefSeq and is a predicted model, not a curated record. The transcript is spliced from 6 exons.
UGUGUGUGAUCGGUGGGAUCUCGCUUCCUCACUGCGCGCGAACGAUGACUGCUUCGGUUACUAACCGGUGGCGUCAUGGUGACUCCUUGGCCUGCUAACUGCAAAGCCAGCGGUUCGAAAACCACCAGCCGCUCCGCAGGAGAGAGACGGCGCUUUCUACACCCGUGGGAAGUUCUAUCCGGUCCCGGAAGGUCGCUGGGAGUCGGAAUUGACGGCAGCGAGGACCCCAAAGGUCCUAAAUCUGGACAGAACCUGACCGACCAAGCUGGUUGCACACCCAGGACUGAGAGCCACAUGGAGCUGCGGGCCCCCUGCCAGGCUGCUGCGCCGGCAGCGAGGAGGAAGUUCUGUGUUCUCGUGGGUGCCACUGGGAGCGUGGCGGCCUUGAAGCUGCCCCAUCUAGUGUCUGCCCUGCUGGGCAUUCCUGGGCUGGAGGUAGCGGUAGUCACAACUGAGAGAGCCAAACACUUCUACAGCUUCCAGGACAUCCACGUCACCCUCUACAGCGACGCUGAUGAAUGGGAGAUGUGGAAGUGCCGCUCCGACCCAGUUCUCCACAUUGAGCUGCGGAGGUGGGCAGACCUCUUGCUGAUAGCACCGCUGGAUGCCAACACGCUGGGGAAGGUGGCCAGCGGCAUCUGUGACAAUUUGCUUACCUGUGUCAUCCGGGCCUGGGACUGCAGCAAGCCCCUGCUCUUCUGCCCGGCCAUGAACACUGCCAUGUGGGAGCACCCCGUGACUGCGCAGCAGGUGGCCCAGCUGAAGGCCUUCGGCUACAUCGAGAUCCCCUGUGUGGCCAAGAAGCUGGUGUGUGGAGACCACGGUCUGGGGGCCAUGGCCGAGGUGGGAAGCAUUGUGGACAAAGUGAGAGAAAUCGUCUCUCUACACAAUGACCGCCAGCAGUGUUGAAGCAGGCUCGCUGGCCCGGGCGUCUUCUGCACUCCGCGCCCGUUGGCACGCCUGAUGACGAUGCCUUUGUGUCUGUGGAGGGAUCUGAUCUGGCUGCCCCAGGGGCCUGAGCCCCAGCUUCUUCCACCCUAAUGAUGCCCACCAGGGCCCCCUUCACAUCCUGUGAGGAGUGCUGCUGCCCAGUGCUGGGGCAUGUCCCUGCAUCCCUGCAUGCCCGGGGGGGAGGGACCUCGCACCUUCAUCUCGUCCAGAAGCCUGGCAGGAGCUGAGUGGGGCUCCCCCGGCCGGCCCUUGGAGCCUCGGUUCUUGGUGCCACACUGACAGAGGCGCCUGGGAGUUGGCCGAGGCUGAGGUGUCCUCGGGCUAUGGCGGGAGUCCAGGGCUCAGGGAAAUAAAGCUGACCGGCCUUUCA